AUGGAGCCUCCCGACGUGAGUUGCGGUUUGGACGAGUGCUCUUAUGGCGACACAGCGCGAAGUCUUACGGUACGAGACAGAGUCCCCAACAGCGGCGCCGAGCUGUUUGCGCCGCAGCCAGGGAAGAGCUUCGGCGUGUUGACCGCAGUGGUGCAAUUAGCUUUCAUCGCAGCUUUCCACAAGUGCAAGCUGCAAGAAGAAGCCGAUGCUGCAUUGGGUACAGAUACAUCCCUCUACUUGGGCGUUGCCCUGAUGAUCUUCGUGGGCUUUGGCUACCUGAAAACCUUUCUCAAGGCGUACGGCCUCGGUGCCGUUGGCUUCACGCUGCUGAUCUCCUGCGUGGGGAUCCAGUGGGCGCUGAUCCUCGAGUCUUGCUUGCGACAGGCGGAUUUUACCAUUGAUUUGCCAGCGCUGCUGCGUGCCAACAUUGACGUCGUCCCUGUCUUGGUGUCCUUCGGAGCGCUGAUCGGCAGGGUUUCUCCGCUGCAGAUCAUUCUCUUGGUGAUGAUCGAGCUGCCAUGCUUCACCGUUCACAAGGUCUGCCUGCUGAGACAGGGUGACGCAAGGCCUCUCGUCCACGAUGGUGGUGGGACGUUCUUGCAUGUCUUUGGUGCUUACUUCGGCCUUGCCGCUGCUUCGAGCCUCGGACCGGCCGGAAAGGAGAAGCUGAGGAGCAGCUCGUACCAGUCGGAUAUCCUUGCCUUGAUCGGCACAGUCUUUCUUUGGAUGUCAUGGCCGAGCUUCGUCGCUGCUGGCCAAGCCACUAGAGCGGCGCAACUCCAGGCGCUCCUUAACACGGUGCUCGCGCUCCUCUCCUCCACUGUCAUGACCUUCGGCUUGUCGCAGCUUCAGGAUGGCCGGCUUGACCCGCAGACGGUACAGAAUGCUACUUUGGCAGGAGGCGUUGCUAUCGGCGCCACAGCGAGUGUGGUGGGACCGUUUGCUGCUGCCACCCUAGGCAUGAUUGCCGGUUCUUUGGCCACUGUGGGCUUUGCCCUGUCCCCGCUGUUUCGUGUCGUUGACACGUGCGGCGUGCAUAACCUGCACGGCAUGCCCGGCAUCUUGGGAGGCAUCUACUCAGCGCUCGUGCCAUGGUGGUAUCCUGAAAGCGGAUACGUAUCGUCACAUCAGUGGGUUGGCCUGCUUCUCACGCUGGCAAUGGCUGGCAUAAGUGGAUCCUUGUGCGGGUGUAUCUUGAAGGCUGUGGAACGCUUAGAAGGCAACGAAGCACUGAAGCGAGCGGCGGAGGAGUUGGACCUUCCAGCUUCCGAGCUGGUGCUCGAGCAGUUCAGUGAUGACUUGUACUGGUCUUGUGCCGAAGACGUUCCACGCAGCCUGCCGCUGAUCCAGCUUUGA
Messenger RNA from Symbiodinium sp. CCMP2592, 1356 nucleotides. The record is from the annotation of a GenBank genome assembly. NCBI's taxonomy places the organism in Eukaryota, Dinophyceae, Suessiales, Symbiodiniaceae.